CACAGGGGGAGAGAGACAGGGAGAGAGAGCGAGCAGAGGGAGGCAGGGAGGAUAGGGGUGAGAGAAUGAGAGGGAGGUAGAGAGUGAGAGAGUGAGAGGAGGAGAGAGUGGAUGAGAUCUGGGAGCAUCACAGAGCAGGAGAUACACAGAGAGCCAGGCAGAGAAUGUCUCUCUCACCUCCCCCAUUCAUUUAAAUCCCUCCAUCCUGCUCUCAGCAUGAGACGAAUCCGGGCUAAUGCCAUCGCCAUCCUGACUGUAGCCUGGAUCCUGGGGACCUUCUACUACCUAUGGCAGGACAGCAAGCCCCGGCCAGCCACAGCCAGCAGAUUCCCAGCCAGGAGCAGGGCAGCUGGGAGGCAGGAGAUGCACAGAGAGGACAGGAGUAGCCCUGAGGCUGUGAUGUCAACAUUCCAAACGGAAAAAGGAAAGUUGAAUGGAUUUGAUGAAAAAUCUUACCUCUCCUCCAAGUAUAUUAAGCAAGGAGAGGAUCCGUACCAUCAACAUGCCUUCAAUCAGCUGGAGAGUGACAAGCUGAGCAGCGACAGACCUAUUCGAGACACAAGACAUUACCGGUGUACCUCUGUACACUAUGAUUCCGACCUCCCUCCAACCAGCAUCAUCAUCACCUUUCACAACGAGGCUCGCUCAACCCUCCUACGGACUAUAAAGAGUGUUUUAAUUCGAAGUCCUGCGAGUUUAAUACAGGAGAUUAUUCUGGUGGAUGACUUCAGCACAGAUCCGGAUGAUUGCCAACUCCUCACGAAAAUCCCAAAGGUUAAAUGCAUGAGAAACAGUAGAAGAGAAGGACUGAUCCGGUCAAGAGUUCGAGGAGCAGAUGUUGCCACUGCUCCGAUCCUCACCUUUCUAGACAGCCACUGUGAGGUCAAUAAUGAGUGGCUUCAACCUCUACUCCAGCGAGUGAAGGAGGAUCACACUAGGGUUGUGAGUCCCAUCAUCGACGUAAUCAGCCUAGACAACUUUGCUUACCUGGCCGCAUCUGCAGAUCUCCGGGGUGGAUUUGACUGGAGCCUCCAUUUCAAGUGGGAACAAAUCCCCAUUGAACAGAAGAUGUCUCGCACUGAUCCAACUUCCUCUAUAAGGACUCCUGUCAUUGCUGGGGGGAUUUUUGUCAUCGACAAAUCCUGGUUCAACCAACUUGGGAAAUAUGACACUCAGAUGGACAUUUGGGGAGGAGAGAACUUUGAGCUGUCUUUCCGUGUCUGGAUGUGUUCUGGAAGCUUGGAAAUUGUGCCUUGCAGCCGCGUUGGACAUGUCUUUAGAAAACGUCACCCCUAUGAGUUCCCAGAUGGAAACGCGUUGACUUACAUAAAGAACACGAAGCGAACAGCUGAAGUGUGGAUGGAUGAAUAUAAACAGUAUUACUAUCAAGCUCGACCAUCUGCUAUUGGAAAGGCGUUUGGGAGUGUGUCUGAAAGAGUAGAGUUACGCAAAAAAAUGAACUGUAAAUCUUUCCAGUGGUACCUUCAGAAUGUCUACCCAGAGCUAAAAAUUCCAGAGAAAGAAGCUGUAACCAGAGUCAUAAAGCAAGGAGGUCACUGCCUAGAAUCUCAAGGGGAAGACACUGCAGGGAAUGUAUUAGCUGGUGUCGGGGUCUGCAAAGGGACUGGCAAAAAUACACCCUCGUCACAGGAGUGGGUUUUCGGUGAGGCCUUAAUCCGCCAGCAGGACAAGUGUCUGUCGAUCACCUCGUUUUCCACUGGAGCACUCGUUAUGCUAGAGUCUUGCAACCCAAAAGAUAGCAGACAGAAAUGGAAAUUAAAAGGACCCUUUUUACAGCAUGUGAGCAGUGGGCUUUGCCUUGACACAAACGCACCCAGAGUACUUAUCAAUCCUUGCCAGUCUGAUCUGUCAAGCCAGCAGUGGGAGCUGCUUCAAGUGACAUGAAAACCUUGAGCAGAAUUUCACCUGCAUGGACUUGAUGUAUAGGACUGAGAACUUGGGACAAUUCAUCAAGCUCCUUGUUUCAUUCCACUCUGCGAAUACAGGUCCACAGCCUGAAACUUGUCCCAUAGACACUGCCAAUCCCACGCGGAAGACAAUUUGUCUAAAGACUGCUCAUAUUGGAGUAGUAGAAGCUUUGGGAAUUUUCUUUGAUUAUCUAACUCGUUCCUUCCUACCUGGUCUUUAUCUCCUGUGAUGGAGGUAGAAAAAAAACCAAGAUUCUGGAAGAUGUGACAAAUGUUCAGAAAUUGUUCACUAGGACACAGAGGCUCGCCAUGUUAUGUGAUCUUUUUCCUUUCUGUUGAACAAUGCUGUGUUGCCAAUUUGUUGGGAAUUAAUACUGGAUGUUAUAGGCCUCGUGUUACCUUUCCUCGGAAACGAUCAACUUUCAUGCUACAAGAUGUAAAGUUGAAAGUGCAAAGGCCCAUAUAAUUAACUCUACAAGUCAUAGGUGGCAUAUACAUGUACAUGUGGGUGUUUUGGUCUUUGCUAACAUGCAGCUGAUGUGUGAAUUCAGGCUCACAUAACAUGUAAUUCAAGCUGUCCUUGAAAUGAUCUUUUUUGCCCGACAUUUAGUUCAGCAUGUUGCAGAUUAUGUGACAUGUAGCUCGUUGAUUUACAGGCUUCCUCGAUGUUGCUUUUAGUGUAAAAGUUUCAAUUCACACACACUCAUUACUGUAUAUUACUUGACUUCUUGGCUUCUCUAUGCUACACACUUUAUGUUGGAUAAAGAAGAUAGUCUGUCUUUUAUAUAACUGCAGAAUGCACUUUGCUUGAAAACCAUGUGUAAUAAUUUAUUCAGAUUUUAUAAACUACAUGUGCAGUCCUA
Molecule: messenger RNA, 2791 nt
Organism: Pelobates fuscus (common spadefoot toad)
Lineage: Eukaryota; Metazoa; Chordata; Amphibia; Anura; Pelobatidae
Gene: GALNT16
Product: polypeptide N-acetylgalactosaminyltransferase 16
Exons: 15
Coding region: 112-1905 (597 amino acids)
Biological process (GO): protein O-linked glycosylation
Cellular component (GO): Golgi apparatus
Molecular function (GO): polypeptide N-acetylgalactosaminyltransferase activity
Source: RefSeq, a predicted model, not a curated record